AGCUGCGGGGGCCGGCGCCGGAGUCUGGGAUUCGAUCUGCGAUCCCACCGAGUGCUGGACCAGCCGCGGGCUGCAUCACCCCGGCCUGCGCGCGCCCGCUGCUCUGGGAUCCCCAGGCUGAGGCGCCGGCGGCUGCGGGAGGCCCGUCGGGUGGGCGGAGGGAGGAUCGGAGGGCGCGGGCGCCCCGUGCGUGGAGCGGGCGUGAGGCGGCUGGGGGCCGGGACGCCAUGUCCAUGGAGGACCCCUUCUUUGUGGUGAAAGGAGAAGUACAGAAAGCAGUCAACACUGCCCAGGGGCUGUUUCAGCGAUGGACGGAGCUCCUCCAGGACCCCUCCACGGCAACGAGGGAGGAAACGGACUGGACCACCAACGAGCUGAGGAACAACCUCCGCAGCAUAGAGUGGGACCUAGAGGACCUGGACGAAACCAUCAGCAUAGUUGAAGCCAAUCCUAGAAAAUUCAAUCUCGACGCCACCGAAUUGAGCAUAAGAAAAGCCUUCAUCACAAGUACUCGGCAAGUUGUCAGGGACAUGAAGGAUCAGAUGUCAACUUCAUCUGUGCAGGCAUUAGCUGAAAGAAAAAACAGACAGGCGCUGUUGGGAGACAGUGGCGGCCAGAACUGGAGCGCUGGACCACCAGAUAAAUACGGGCGCCUGGACCACGAGCUCCAGUUAGCCAACUCCCAUUUCAUCGAGGAGCAGCAGGCACAGCAGCAGCUGAUCGUGGCACAGCAGGAUGAGCAGUUGGAGCUGGUGUCUGGCAGCAUUGGGGUGCUGAAGAGCAUGUCCCAGCGCAUCGGCGGGGAGCUGGAGGAGCAGGCCGUAAUGUUGGAUGAUUUUUCUCAUGAGUUGGAGAGCACUCAGUCUCGGCUGGACAACGUAAUGAAGAAACUUGCAAAAGCAUCUCACAUGACCAGUGAUCGGCGCCAGUGGUGUGCCAUAGCCAUCCUCUUUGCAGUCCUGCUGGUCGUGCUGGUUCUCUUCUUAGUGCUGUGAUGGCAGGGCCACACGUACAUGCUGCCUCCUGCACACGGACCCGGGGAGGAGGAGAAGCAGCAAGCCGUGCCGGCUCCUCGCCUCCGUCUCCUGAAAACACAGCCUGCGCUGACUUUUCUCUCUGUGACCCCACAAUGGAGGCAGCCCCUCCAUUCCAGCGCUGGAGGGGCCCGUGGGAAGAGGAAGGGACGACUGCACACUCCUGGCACCGCCUGUCCUGUUCUGAGGACAACUUGCCACUGCUCUGCCUCCCUGGACCUCUCUCCCUGUGGAGGGCCUCUGAGGAAUCCAGAAAACUCCGCAGACUCGGCUAGCGUUCGCUGUUGCUCGUUCCGUCCCAUCCUCUGCAGCUCAGAACCCCCUGCUCUGACUGCAGCUGCUGUCCCGUCCGGAGGAGCCCUGUUGGGACUGGGUGCCCGGGUCUGCUCCAUUGCCCCUUGUGGGAGCGCUCCUUAUCCCCCGAGAACUGGUCAUGGUGGGGGUAAGGCCCAGGGCAGUUUGUGACAGAAAACACAGUGGUUCGUUUUUCAGGGCUAAGUACAGGGAUACAGUUGCUUUUCCAGGCACAUUUUUGUUUGUGGUAAGAAUAACUCAUGGAAAAUAAUGGAAAGCACUGGGAUUUGGGGUGCUAACAGUGCAUGUCUUGAGCUGAAAGGAGGAAGGGCCACAGGACCCUACGUGUGCACAGCCGCGCGUGGGGCGGACAAGGUCUGGCUGAAUUCCUGUGGCUACCCUACGGCCUCCUCCCCAGGGUGCACCUUGUAUUUUUAUAUAUGCUGCUGCUGAGCGGCACACUUUGAGUGGGGUAAGAUCCUGUGGCCCUCCGUCUUGGCGGGAUGGGGUGGGGAGGGGUUAGUACAUUUACUACAUUUAGUCAGAAACUGUUGUGACAAAAAAGGAUAGUUGUGGACCAGGCUUUUCUUACCCUGUGAGACAUGGCAAGAAGAGGGAGGUGAACUUGUUUUGUUUCCCUAAGAUGACAACUUGAUUUUUAUCAUCCAUUCAAAUAACUGAGCCAGUCCAAAUUUAAGUAACAGAUGCUUCAAAUUGAGUUUCAGUUGCUGAGAAACUAAAGUUCAAGCUCCUGGUGAUUUUGCAAAUGCCUCCAACGUGCCCAUGUGUAUAGGAUGUUUUUAUAACCUCCCUGAUGAAUAACGUAAUGUUGACGUAGCAGCUGAAACCAGAGCCAGAGGCUGGCAGCCAGGCUGCUGUCUCCUCACCCAUCUCCUUUGCACGUGGAACGCACAGCGACAUCUGGACAGACUUGUAGCUUUGCCUUCUCCUUCCCUCAUCUUUUGGGGUCCAUUCUUCAGCACACUAAAUUUUUCAAAGUUUUUUUUUUUCUUGUUUUGUGUAUAUUCCUUGGUUUUUGUUUUGUUUUGGGGCUUUUACCCUCCUUUUUUUUUUUUCUUUUUUUUUGUGUUUUGCAAUUUGCAAUGAUGUACUUGCCCAGCUAACUUUUGAAUUGCACUUUUUAAUAAAUGUGUAUAACAAUUUUUUAAAGAAGGGUAUUUUCUCAUACUUAGGAUCAUGGUAGGUAAGGAAAUCUGCCUGUUGAUGAAAGCUAAAAGUAGAUUUAUAAAACUGAAAGGGUGGUUGACAUCCACGUUUACACUCAACUCUAUUUGAGAUAUAAAUAAGUUAUUUCUUUUCAAAUUAGCAAAAAAAAAAAGUGAUUAUUAACAAAGGGCUUCAGAUGUAUAGGGUACUAGAUCAUUUGUUUUACAAAGUUUUGAGACUUAUUCAAAUAAACUUAGAACAGGGACGGUCCUUAGAUUUGAAUUAAAAUAUACAAGUCUGUGUUAAAACUAAAUGUGGACCUUGUCUCAGUACUGUCGUCCAUGCUCUCCAUGUUAUGCGAGGCAGCCGGUGUCAGAAUUACAUAAUGGCCUUACGUAAAAGCCAUGCUGUUGUCCCACUAUUCCUAGAUUUACUAAGCCCUGCAGAACUGUCGUGUGUGUCAGGAGGGCGGCCUGUUGGGAACCCGCAUGAUCACUGAUGAGUAAGAUACACUCUUGACUUCAGCGACCAGGUUUUGUGACCGUGAGGCUUAAUUACUCAAUAUUUGGAUAUAUUUAGAAUCGGCACGCUGACCUCCCUGACUUCAGGUAUUAGCUAAAGAGUGUUUGUCGUGAGCCAGACUCACAGUCUCAAGCGCAAUAGGGAAAUAUUUAGAAAGAGAACAGUUACUGAAAAUACAAAUGCUGCGUGCUUCCUCCCUGUAGGGCCCUGCUCUCUCCAGGCCUCAAUGGAGCUGUUCUUUGAUAGCCGGCCUCUCAGUGUAUCUUCAGAGCCGGCUCUACCCCAAGCAUCACUUCUGGCCCCACUGGCUUGAUCCUGGGGUCUGAGCCUGUUGUACCCACACUGGGUGGUCACAGAGAAGAAGCCAGGGACUUAGGUUUAUUUCUAAAGGCAGUAUUUCCUCCUCAGUGAUCCUAAUGUUACCAGGCUUUGGAGGGCGCCCGCGUGGUCUCUUGGCUGCCUGUCACAGACGGCAGAGCAGGCACAGGUGACACCUCCACGCUGCUUAGAAGCACACCCUGUCACAGAGUUGGGCUCCUUUUCUCCUUCAGUCGUCCACACCUCAUCCCAUAUUCAUCAUUUCUAAAGAACUGGCAGAAUGUGAUGGGUAACGGAGAAAGAGCUCCAUUUGUGUUUACUGGAAGAACAUUUUACUGAUCAACUGAUUUGGGGCAGAAUGGGGAAUGAACCAGAGAGAGUUUGCCAGAGUAGGAGUCCAACUGGAAAGCUAAAAUACCUUAGUUUUCAGUCCUAAUUAUUGAAUCGUCUUUGUGUGGACUGGACAAUCACUGGUGCUCCGUGUGUGUCACUGUGAUGUGUCACAUGAGGAUCGGCGUGCCAGAGCCGAAGCGGGGAGACUUGGUCACUUGCCCACGAUUCUCUGCUUUCAGCCAGAGUUAAACAGACUGAUGGGUCUGGGAGCCAACAACUUGGCAACUUCCUUUCCUUCUCACCUCGUGCGAUUAAGGGCUGUGAAGAGAAAUCCAGUCUAACUCCAACAGAAAUCUGUCUCUGUUAAGUGCUGUACCUUCUGGAAGUGGAGGUGGCAGAGCCAAGAUUUUUCUUCUGGUAAUUUCCCCGUCUGUAAAGUGAGACCGUUACCUUUCUAGAGAAUUUCAUAGCAUUGCAGGAUCUCAAAACUGAGUGAUAAAUAUGCAUUGUUUUUCAACUCUGGACUCUGAACUGUUUGGCUUUACCUUGUACCGUGGGACAAAUCAUAAAGACAAACUUCGGACUGUCUGGAGAGCUCAUGCCUGGAAUGCACUACCUUCCAUUCUCCCUCUUUGUCUUCCUCUCGCUGGCAUUUCUUUCCCUCCUGGAUAUUUUAAGAAUAUUAUUAUUAUUAUUAUUAUUCUUAAAGUGUUCUUUGUCCAUCGAGAGCAGAGAGAAGGAUUCACAGACUGACAGCCCCGUCUCUGAUCUGCGCCCCCCACUGCCCGACACUAAAGCUCUGAAAGUUACAGUCGCGUCUUGGUCACGUUGCUAUGGUCUCCACGUAUUUGGGAGUUCUUUAUAUCAUAGCCUCUUUACAAUACAGCUAUGUGGGGAGGUGAGGAAGAAAGAAAAGGAACUUGUUUCCCUCUGACAUAAGCUAGCGUGUUGGUGCUGCUUUCCUUCUGACGGGACAUUGGCGCUUCUUCGAGGCUGUGCCGCUGGGAACUGUGCUUAGAUCGCCCCACGACCGCCCUACUGCUGGGCUUCAUGGGAACCUUUCUCGGACCGGGUUUGCCUACUGCUGCCAGAUCCUUGUGAGAAAGUGUAUUUUGCCAUUUCUUUUUUUAAGGUUAUGAGUUUGCAAACCCAGAAGCCACUUGAUGAUUCAGAGGGUGUUAGAAACAAGACCACCCAGCUUUGUUGUUCGCUGACCAAAGCCUCUCGGGCCCUGUUUCCUGGCCCUGGCGGCAGCCCAUGCUCCACUCCAGCCAACUUUCUGUCAGCCCCGGGGUGGGGCCAAGUUCAAGGUGGUUCUUUCCUGCUCUGCAGAAAGUAGGUUUUAGCUGAGACCCACUACUGAAUGGCAGUUGCUACCCUGCAAUUAAGGUUUGUUCAGGGAGACGCAGACGUCCUAAUCCUCAGAAAAAGUAUUUGUGCCCUGUCGCCUGUGCAGGGUGAGGAGAGGCUGGCUAGGUGUCCCACUAAGUUAUUGGAACUGCUUGUAAGCGCCAUGUGACCGAUCCUAACUGACCCAGGCUAGGAGAAUGCCCAGGGUGAAGGGGUGGCCUGGAAACCAGGAAAAGGCCAAGGAAAGCAAGCUGUAAGGGAUUACAGAUUCAGUUUUUGUAAGUGGAAAUAUGCUUUCCCUGGCUCAUUUGUAAUUAGAAAUUGGUGUAAUUUGAAAAUAGAAUAUGUAAUACAUGGUAGUACUCAGCAGGACUAAACUGUCAGAUUUUUCUUCCAAGGAUAAAUAACCUGAUAGCGUUUUAUUUUUAAAUAACUAGAAGGUACAAACUAAAGAAGUGCGAUCUAGGAUUAGAACUGAAAAUGCCUGGGUGAUUGCCCGAUGGUGCUUCCUGUCCCCUGCUGCCCCCUUACCCGCCACCCCAGGAAAGCGCCAGAGCUCUGGUGCCAGAAGUUUACAGCCCUCGCUACAAGUAGAUAGGUCUUGCUUCUCCAUAUGGUAGGUCCCCAAAUGUGCUGUGGGACCAGUGGUGGCAGCAUUCCCUGGGAACUUGCUAGAAAUGCAGAUUCUCAGGCCCCACCCUGACUCUGCAUCACAGACCUGGGGUGGGGCCAGCGGGCUGUGUUUACCACGCCCUCGAGGGGAUUCCGUCGCCCACUUUAGGUUGAGAAUCACUGCUGCUGCAUUGUGGAACUUAGGCGACAGUAAACCGUCCCUGCCACUUAACAGCUUCCACAGCUUUGAUUGUAAUCCUGACGUGAAACAAAAUUUGAUGACACCAUACACUUGAAAACUUUUUAAAAAUAGUUGUGUAAAAAAAACCAAAAACCAAAAAAAACACAAAACCCUUAACUAGCCAUCCUUAAAAGUGGUAUUUUUACACCCUGAAGUCUAUCGGUAAUGUUUCUUACUUCUGCUCUUGAACUCAUGUUACAACUAUAUGAAUAAUACUGUUCAGUAUUAAAGAGAAAUGGA
This is a messenger RNA of Rhinolophus ferrumequinum (greater horseshoe bat), 6111 nucleotides long. RefSeq names its product syntaxin 6 (gene STX6). The record is from RefSeq and is a predicted model, not a curated record. The transcript has 8 exons. The coding region runs from base 228 to 995 and encodes 255 amino acids. Gene Ontology annotation, molecular function: SNAP receptor activity; SNARE binding. Gene Ontology annotation, biological process: Golgi vesicle transport; vesicle fusion; intracellular protein transport. Gene Ontology annotation, cellular component: SNARE complex; synaptic vesicle membrane; endomembrane system. Lineage: Eukaryota; Metazoa; Chordata; Mammalia; Chiroptera; Rhinolophidae.